UACUAUUGGGCCUUCAUGGAACCUUCAACUGCACAGCCCUGUAAUCCUAACAAUUUUCUUCACCAUGCUUAAGAACCUUAAACCUUUUCCAACAUCAACCAUUCUUAGAAAGCCACUUUCCUUAUCUUCAUAGUUCAGAGGAUGGUCAAGUCUUGCUGUAGCAUGUGCUUGUGUUUGGUCUUACUUAGUGUUUUCCUGUGCUUUGUGUCAACACAAUCAGCACCAGAAAGUGCCACUGUGACACAGGUUCCUGGCUUCAGUGGGACUCUACCUUCCAAGCACUAUGCUGGGUAUGUGAAAGUGGGUGAGAGUGGUGGGAAGAACUUGUUUUACUAUUUUGUUGAAUCACAGGGUAACCCUUCUGAGGACCCUGUGGUUCUGUGGCUUAAUGGGGGACCAGGCUGCUCUAGCUUUGAUGGAUUCGUGUAUGAGCAUGGACCUUUUAAUUUUGAGGCAGCAAAGACAAAAGGGGGUCUUCCCACACUACAUCUCAAUCCAUACAGCUGGUCAAAGGUUUCCAGUGUUAUAUAUUUGGAUUCUCCUGCUGGUGUGGGGUGGUCAUACUCUAAGAAUGAAACUGAUUACAUAACUGGAGACACAAAGACUGCCUCUGAUUCACAUGAGUUUCUUCUUAAGUGGUUUGAACUAUACCCUGAGUUCCUUUCCAACCCGUUCUUCAUUGCUGGAGAGUCCUAUGCAGGAGUGUAUGUGCCUACUCUUGCUUCUGAAGUUGUGAAAGGAAUUGAGGCUGGUGUGGAGCUCAAACUAAAUUUCAAGGGUUACAUGGUUGGAAAUGGUGUGACAGAUGAAGAAAUUGAUGGCAAUGCUCUUAUUCCAUUUGUACAUGGGAUGGGACUGAUCUCAGAUGACCUGUUUAAGGAGGUGAACAGUGAGUGCAAUGGGAACUUUUAUAAUCCAACCAGUGAAAGUUGCUCUAGCAAGCUUGCAAAAGUUGAUCAGUUGGUUGAUGGGUUAAACAUUUACAACAUCCUAGAACCAUGCUAUCACACCACAGAGGCAGUGAAUAUUACAGAAUCCUAUAUUAGGUUGCCAUCUAGCUUCCGGAAGUUGGGUGAGACUGAAAAACCUUUCCCAGUGAGGAAAAGAAUGUUCGGUCGUGCUUGGCCCCUAAGAGCACCUGUGAGAGAUGGAAUUGUACCAACUUGGCCACAGCUGACGAGUUUACAACUUUCUCCACCAUGCACGGAUGAUGAGCUUGCAAACGCAUGGUUGAACAAUGAAGAAGUCAGGACAGCAAUUCAUGUUGCACAGAAAAGUGUCGUCAGUAGUUGGGAAAUAUGCACAGACAGAAUUUCAUUUGAUCAUGAUGCUGGGAGCAUGAUCAGCUACCACAAGAACUUAACUUCCAAAGGUUAUAGAGCACUUAUAUUCAGUGGUGAUCAUGAUAUGUGUGUUCCAUAUACGGGGAGUGAGGCAUGGACAAGAUCUAUUGGAUACAAGAUUGUUGAUGAAUGGAGGCCAUGGUCUUCCAAUGGUCAAGUUGCUGGGUACACACAAGGAUAUGACAAAAAUCUUACUUUUCUGACCAUAAAGGGAUCUGGGCAUACUGUUCCGGAAUAUAAACCACGAGAGGCAUUGGACUUUUACAAACGCUUUCUCGCUGGAUUGCCGAUAUGAAAGAGAAACAGAGGAUGUAGCAAGAGUGCUUCUUCUAUGUACUUCACUAAUAAUAAUUUGUGGAUGUAUGUUCACAUAUAUUAUAUUUAUCAUCAAUAAUAUUAAGCUUAGAAUAAAUGUUA
This is a messenger RNA of Vigna angularis (adzuki bean), 1760 nucleotides long. RefSeq names its product serine carboxypeptidase-like 20. Bases 142 to 1638 code for a protein of 498 amino acids. Gene Ontology annotation, molecular function: acyltransferase activity, transferring groups other than amino-acyl groups; serine-type carboxypeptidase activity. Lineage: Eukaryota; Viridiplantae; Streptophyta; Magnoliopsida; Fabales; Fabaceae. The transcript is spliced from 15 exons. Gene Ontology annotation, biological process: proteolysis; secondary metabolic process. The record is from RefSeq and is a predicted model, not a curated record.